This is a messenger RNA of Thamnophis sirtalis, 2399 nucleotides long. Lineage: Eukaryota; Metazoa; Chordata; Lepidosauria; Squamata; Natricidae. The record is from RefSeq and is a predicted model, not a curated record.
AUGGAUGAUCAAAGAAGUGACAGAUCUAUUAACCCAGAAGAUGAAUUAAGCGUAUCAAACAUAUCAGUUCAAAGAUCAGAUUCUGAAGAAAAGUGGGAAAGACUCACAAAAAAACUCAACAAGACAUCAAAAUCCAAAAGGAAAGCUAAAAGGGACAAGUCAGCCUGGAAUUUUCAAAAUAAAAUAAUCUUGUUUACAGUAGUCCUCUUCAUUAUCAGUGUAAUAAGUUGGACAUUAUUGUGGCUUUUUAUAGUUGAGGCAGAAAACAAAGAUGCUUUGUAUUUUGUUGGACUAUUUCGUGUUGCCAACAUUGAAUUUCUUCCAGAAUAUCGGCAGAAAGAAUCUAGGGAGUUCCUUUCAGUAGCACAGAAUGUGCAGCAAGUGAUGAAUCUGGUGUAUACCAAAUCUGCUUUCUCAAAAUUUUACAAGCAAUCCAUUGUCUCCGAUGUCAGUUAUCUUGUAAGUCCAGCACAACUUUAUAAAAUGAUUGAAUGUGGAAUAAAUGUUUUCAUCCAGUUAAUACGUGGUGCAAACUGUAUCUAUGAUCUGCAUGCAGAUCACUUGCAUCAGCAUUUUCCACUGGACUUUUUGGAAACAUCAGGAAGGAUGAUCUGUUAUUUUAAACUGAUUGCGUUGGUUGGCUACUUAAUUCGCCUUUCUAUAGCAUCCAUUCGGAUUGAAGCAGACAACUGUAUUAGUGAUUCAUUGACCAUUUAUGACUCCCUAAUGCCAAUAAAGAGUAAGAUAUUAUAUCGAAUAUGUGAACCUUCCAAUUCAUUGAUAUCUUUUGUUUCUACAAAUAAUAUGAUGUUAGUUAUGCUGAAGUCCGCACAAGUUAGGCAAAUGAAGGAAUUUCAUGGCUAUUUUGAGAUGAUUCCACAAGAAAAAUGUGGAAAUACUGUAUUGGCAUUAGGAAGUACCGGAUUUGAAGGGCAAAUCAUAAGUCCCUAUUAUCCCAACUAUUAUCCUCCAAAAUGUAUUUGCAUGUGGACUUUUCAGGUAAUUUUAAAUACCUUUGGUAUUGCACUGCUGUUUCAUAAUUAUAUGAUCAGUGAAAAAAGCAUUAAAGGCUGUGAACAUGGAUGGUGGAAAAUUAAUGAGCUAAUGUAUUGUGGCUAUUACAUCGAUCAUCAAACAAUAUUCCGUGUGGCAAACUUGGUGGUUAACAUGGAAUUUCAGUGCAGCUCCAAGCUUUCUGAACAGCCCUUUCUUGUGGAAUAUGGGAGUUACAAUAUCAGCCAGCCUUGUCCACUUGGGUCUUUUGAAUGCCACAGUGGGUUAUGUAUUCAACAAAUUCAGCUUUGUGAUGGAAUCAAUGACUGCUUCGAUGAAAGUGACGAACUGUUUUGUGACAUAUCACCCCAAAAUUGUAGUAGCAACCUCUUAACACAGCAUCAUUCUUUUGUCUGUGAUGGAAUAAAUAACUGUAAAGAUGGUCAAGAUGAAUUACAUUGCACAGAAAGCAUUCCCUGUACAAGCAAUACUUUUAAAUGCAACAAUGGGAUUUGCUUCAGGAAACAAAAUGCACGGUGUGAUGGAAUCUUGGACUGCCUUGAUCGAAGUGAUGAAAACAACUGUAGCUGUGGCAAUACUAGAUACAGCAACACUCACAACCGGAUUGUGGGGGGUUCUGAGACCCACGAAGGAGAAUGGCCCUGGCAAGCCAGCUUGCAUUUUGCUGGAGUUGCUUAUUGUGGAGCCUCUGUGAUAUCAAAGGAGUGGCUUCUCUCUGCUGCCCAUUGUUUUCAGGGGAACAGGUUAUCAGAUCCUAGAAUUUGGACAGCUUACUUGGGAAUGCACACACAAGGAAAAGCCAAAUUUGUCUCCACCUUGAAGAGAAUCAUUGUCCAUGAAUAUUAUAACAGUCAAAAUUAUGAUUAUGACAUUGCUCUGCUACAAUUAAGCACCCCAUGGCUUGAAACAAUGAGAUGGUCAGUUGGCCCAAUAUGCUUACCUCCCACCAUGCACAAUGUGCAUACUGGAGAAAAAUGCUGGGUAACAGGCUGGGGACAGAAGCAGGAAACAAAUGAUGACACACCAACAAUUUUACAGAAAGCAGAGGUGGAAAUUGUGGAUCAGACAGUUUGUCAUUCAACAUAUGGACUUAUCACAAGUCGCAUGCUGUGUGCUGGAAUAAUGUCUGGAAAAAGGGAUAGCUGCAAAGGAGACUCUGGAGGACCUCUAUCAUGUCGAAAUAAAGGUGACGGAAAAUGGUUUUUGAUGGGAAUUGUUAGUUGGGGCUACGGUUGUGGAAGACCCAAUUUCCCGGGAGUAUAUACAAGAGUGUCAAAAUUUGCUACAUGGAUACAAAAAUACAUGCCUUCAGUUUUUAGUUAGUAGUGCUUAUAUUCCAGAGGAUAUGAAACAUCUUCAUUAAAACCUUAUUUAAUAAAUUAUUA